AUGGCUUCUCGCUUACGUCGGCUAGAUGGCGCGUGGUUGCGGAAGCUGUGCAGAUGGCUCGGGAUUCGGAAGUUGACAGCAGACAAUGAUGACUGCCCGCAGGGCGCUGUCUAUGCAGUGGAGACCAUGAUCCAAGUGGGAGCAGCCUGCAGGGCCGCACCGAGUCGAAGUGCUCGCUGGUCGAUGAAACCGAGCUCGUCUCUACGCGAUACACAGCAUGCACCUGAUCAAGUCGAGCAUUGGCUGCGUGUGCGACCAACGAUCCACGGUCGUGUCGUAUUUGGACAGCCGGAAGUGGAGGAGGAGCAGGAAUCGAGACGUCGAGCCCGGCAUGCAGUGCACAAAGUGCAGGGUACAGCGCCAGCAGCGGCGAGGGUCGCAGGAAGGCCGCAUACCGGCCGCAUCUCCAACGCCACGAAUGAUAGCAGCUGGCGAUCAGGCCCCGCCUGCAGGCGCUUUGGCUAG
Messenger RNA from Zymoseptoria tritici IPO323, 465 nucleotides. RefSeq lists its product as uncharacterized. The transcript has 2 exons. The record is from RefSeq and is a predicted model, not a curated record. Lineage: Eukaryota; Fungi; Ascomycota; Dothideomycetes; Mycosphaerellales; Mycosphaerellaceae. The coding region runs from base 1 to 465 and encodes 154 amino acids.